AUGUCGAACAAUACUGAAAGUGCAAUAACAUCUAUUAGACGUCUUUAUGUUUUGUUAUGUGGGUUUGAAAUAAUUCCGAAAACAAUUUCAACGAAAAAUCUGGGUGGGAAUAUUAUAAUGAGUGAACCUAUUAGUGCAUAUUUACUCGACACGACUGCUGGUUGGAUACUUAUUGAUAGUGGCAUUGAUGAAACAAGAAUUGAUGAUCCAGACUUAGCGAAAACAUACUUUUUGGAUCGCGGUUGGAAACCACUCCCAGUCGUUCUCCCGAUGCAUCGUUUAACAUAUCAACUAUCACUGAUUGGCGUUGAACCACAAAUGAUCAAGUCUAUUAUACUAACUCACACACAUGCUGAUCAUACGGGAAAUUUAAAACAUUUUCCCAAUGCAAAAAUUUACAUUCAACGUCAAGAAUACGCAUAUGCAUUCCAAUCUCAAGAAACCAUAGGUAGUGCUUGGUUUCGUGAUGAUUAUGACAAUCGUCCAGAGACUGAUUGGUAUUUAGUAGAUGGUGAUAUGAAUAUUCUUCCUGGUUUAGAUCUGAUAUCAACACGUGGUCAUACGCCCGGUCAUCAAUCUGUUUGUGUUCGAUUACCGAGUGGAAUGAUUGCUAUUUUGACAGGUGAUGCUGGAGAUUUGUUGGAAAACUAUGAGAAAGAAAUCUUACCAGGAGAAACAGUCGAUGAUCAAGCUGCACUCGAAUCAAUCCGACGAUUGAAUCAGUUGGCAUCUUUGCCUAAUUCACAUUUAUUUAUUGGCCAUGAUCCAAUUCUUAUUCAAAAACUUAAAAUUGUACCGGAUUAUUAUGAUUAA
Adineta ricciae is the source of this 813-nucleotide messenger RNA. NCBI's taxonomy places the organism in Eukaryota, Metazoa, Rotifera, Eurotatoria, Adinetida, Adinetidae. The record is from the annotation of a GenBank genome assembly.